This is a messenger RNA of Pelagomonas calceolata, 2124 nucleotides long. Lineage: Eukaryota; Pelagophyceae; Pelagomonadales; Pelagomonadaceae. The record is from the annotation of a GenBank genome assembly.
GAUUAAUUUUUGACCCCAUUUUUACACGCGCUGCGACGCCCACAAACAGCCCAGUUGCAUUGGAUUUGCAGCCUGGCGACAGCCCGUUGCUGCGCCAGUCGCUGCGGCAUAGCUUCCUUGCAAGCGUGCGACUUACUGCAGCAAGCCCAUGCAUCGGCUCCUCGCUACGCUGGCGUUCGCCGUCGCCGCGGCAGAAAUAGCGGACGUCGGCCCGGACGGCGACGUCCGAACGAACGAGUGGAUCAGCGUGCCGCUCAAAUUCAACGACAAGGACACGGUCGACGUCGCGAUUCAUUUGGAUGAGGACGCCGUGGCCGCGGCGUUGCGCUACGUCUGGGAUAUCGCCAAAAGGCCCGACGCCGGCUUUGCACGGAAAAUCGCCGACGUGCUCGAAGAGGCGUCAUCCGACACACCGGUGCCCGACGAUCGAGUACACGCGCUCGCGGGAUCGAACGCCACUAAACUAAAAACGGCAGGAAAACAUGUCAAACGUGCCGAAGAGGCAAGGGAGGACCGACCGAGAAGCGCCGCGGCCGACUAUUUAAGAGCCGCCCGGCGCAAAGGUAUUGAACGAUCAGUAGAAGAGCAGUACAUGAGGGAAGUUUCGACAUGUAUGCAGGAGGACCGGCAGCUCCAGGAACAGCUGGCCAAGGAGGCCCAGGAACGGGCUAUUUAUGAUGCUCGUUUAGCGCGGGAAAAGGCGUCGCGCGACGCCGCUGCACAAAGACGGAAGGCCGCCGAGGCCGGUCUACGGGCCUUGUUGGAUAGUGAAGAGCACACGGCGAAGCCCGGGGACGCCUUCGCGAGCAACGCGCGGAGCUGCGUGGCGUCGCGCUCGUGUUCGGUCGCCGAUCUGUUCCGGGGCGGGCACAAGUUUACAGGUGAUGCGAAGAGCGAGUUCGACGCGGCUCUUCAGUCUUUGGAUAGUGGCGGCGACGCCGAGGAGGCGUUGGCGCACAUCGCGCGCUGUGCGGCUGCCUCCGGGCCCGAGAACAAGGAGGCCGUCGAGAGCACGGCUCAAAGAGCUCUGGACGCGGCGGCGGCGGCGUCCACGGCCGUCGAUUCUCUACGUAAAGCCCUCGCCGAAGACAACGACAAUGCCAAAGGGGAUUGGAGCAGCGCCGCGGAGGCGUUGGCUCGUCUCGUAAGGAGUGGCCGCCCGCUCAAGUGGGCCGUCUGGCUCGCGCGAGCCCGUUUGGUGCUAGGCGACGCGGGCGGCGCCGAACAGGUCGCAGGAGCUGCCUUACAAGCGUUAGAAAAACAUAAUCCGAAACUGAUGCGGACGCCCUUCGUGACGGGCGAGCCGAAGACGCUCGCGCUGACCAUUGGGGCAGCAGCAGCACUGGAAAGGGGUCGCCUCGACAAGGCGACUAGGUUUGUCCAAGCUGGUCUCAGGCACGACCCCGAUUCCAAACCUUUAAGGACGCAGUACGACGGGCUCAAGGAACUCAAGAGGAGGGUCGAAUCUAUUGAUAAGCAACUGAAAAAGGGGAUGGCCCUCAAGACGGUCGACUUGUUGGACGAGGCCUACGGCGCCCUGGACGCGCUGGGCGAGGAGUUCGAAGGGAGUCGCUUGGAGGCGUAUCGGGCGACGCUUUAUCUGCGGAGCUGCCACGCGUUUAGUCGCGUGAGACGCCAUGAGCUGGCGAAGCCGGCCUGCGACGCUGCGGUCCAACAGGACGAGGGUGUCGAAGCCUACGCGGCUCGAGCGGCGGCUCUCGAGCGGGACGACGCCUACGACGACGCGGUGCGCGACUGGCGCGCCGCCGUCGAGGCGGCCGGUGGGGAAAGGGCUGAGGCAGAACGACUGCAGUGGACCGACGACGCGGGCGACGCUUUCGAUCUAAGAAGGCGGCUGAUGGACUGCCGGCGGCUCGAGGACCAGUGGGAGAAACGUAGAGAUCAUGCCCGUGUUCUAGACCUGCCGGCCAACGUCCUGGAUUUGCGGAAAGAAUCCAAAUGCAAGUGGCUCAAGAAGCAACAUAAAAAACUGGCGCGGCUGUGGCACCCGGACAAAGCUCGGGGCGAUCGGUUAAGAGCCGAGCGGAAGAUGCGCGAGGUGUCCGAGGCGAAGGAGGCGCUCGUCGCGGCGUACGGGUGUUAGAUCUAUGUGUAACCUUAAUA